Molecule: messenger RNA, 165 nt
Organism: Plenodomus lingam JN3
Lineage: Eukaryota; Fungi; Ascomycota; Dothideomycetes; Pleosporales; Leptosphaeriaceae
Source: RefSeq, a predicted model, not a curated record
AUGGUUACCACUCGCGUUCCGAUUGCAACCUCUCCCUUAUGGAAUUUGGUAGAUUUACCCUUCCCAGGGAUCGAACUUGGGGCCUUUGAACGAAGUUCAGAAGGAUGCCAGUCCACUGACCAUCAGGAAGAUGGCAAUGGUUUGGGUGGCUGUUGUGGUGGUUAG